AUGCCAAACAAAAAGAGGAACAAGGCUGGUCCAAACUUCACUUUUGGUUUCGACUGCUGCCUGCACCUUGUUUACAUGAUGGAUGGCUAUGUUAUAUCAUCUGCUUCAGAGGAGGUUAUUGCAAAUGAGGCAGAGAACUAUCGACCGUCUGUGGAGCUGUACCCUUACCUCACCGGCGUGGGGGAGAUUUGCGAUGUAAAGAUCCCAUAUUACACCUCACCCCUGUGCUACCAGUACCCGCCUUCGGCCUCACCUGGACAGUACUACUCAGAGGAGGACCAGAGAGGAAUCAGUCCACCACUUGAGGUAUCAGAGGGCGAGGAUGAAUAUGAAGGUCAUAACCCUUCUUCCUUCAGGAGAGACACUAACAACAAGAAGAAAAUCCGUCUGUACCAGUUCCUCCUGGACAUGCUAAGAAACGGCGACAUGAGUGAGAGUAUCUGGUGGGUGGACCAGGACAAGGGCAUCUUCCAGUUCUCCACCAAACACAAGGAAGCCCUGGCGAACCACUGGGGUAUUCAGAAAGGAAACCGCAAAAAAAUGACCUACCAGAAAAUGGCUCGAGCUCUGAGAAACUAUGGUAAAACCGGAGAGAUUAAAAAAGUGAAGAAGAAGCUAACCUACCAGUUCAGUGAGAAUGUGUUGAGAAACUUAUAUUCACGUCAGUACCCUCAAUGACAAGGGAACAAACGCUGUCUUUAAUCAUGCUAAACUACUCAAAUUUUCUCUGUAGAUUUACAAUUUCAGUUUGUUUUUCUACCAUGUUUCCUUCCUUAUUUAUUUGUAAUCUGUGACAUUUGCUAAUGUCUAUAUAAACAGCUUAAUUUUAAACUCAAAUUAUGGGUGAAUAAGAACAAAACUAAGAGUAAAAGAUCAGUGACAGCUGCAAAUAAAUGUUUUAAAAAUGCAUAUUGUAAUUUUCUGAAUGCUGUAAAUAAAUAUAAUGCUCUGCUAUUUUUGUCAAAUUA
Pundamilia nyererei is the source of this 968-nucleotide messenger RNA. RefSeq names its product Spi-1 proto-oncogene a (gene spi1a). NCBI's taxonomy places the organism in Eukaryota, Metazoa, Chordata, Actinopteri, Cichliformes, Cichlidae. Gene Ontology annotation, biological process: regulation of transcription by RNA polymerase II; cell differentiation. Gene Ontology annotation, molecular function: DNA-binding transcription factor activity, RNA polymerase II-specific; sequence-specific DNA binding. Gene Ontology annotation, cellular component: nucleus. The record is from RefSeq and is a predicted model, not a curated record. The coding region runs from base 1 to 678 and encodes 225 amino acids. The transcript has 5 exons.